Messenger RNA from Solea senegalensis (Senegalese sole), 1182 nucleotides. RefSeq lists its product as uncharacterized. The transcript is spliced from 11 exons. The record is from RefSeq and is a predicted model, not a curated record. The annotation marks the transcript as partial. Lineage: Eukaryota; Metazoa; Chordata; Actinopteri; Pleuronectiformes; Soleidae.
UGGACUUCCCUCCGCGCCGGACCGUGGAUCAGGACAUGCAGAAACUUUUUCGCCAGGAGUUUCACCGUGUGGCUGCACGCAAGGGUGUGAGGUACUACUCUAUUGCAGAGUUCUUUCCUCUCAGCCAGCGUGACCUGUGGAGUUGGGAUGGUGUGCACCUGAGUGAUGGAUCUGGGAUGAGGACGCUGGUGACAUUGCUAUGCGACAAAUGCAGUCAGGAGCUAGCGAUGGCUCUUGCACAGGAGGAGUCGCGUAGCAUGUUGCCAGCUGUCCCUGCUCCUGCUCCUCGUCUGGCUCCGAGGUUGGUUGUGGUUGGAGAGGCAUGCUCUCCACGUCCGUUGCACAACCCAUUGGAUUGGAAGGUGGUUGAACCACGCAGGACGGGGAGCAGCUCGCCCCCUAAGGGAGUGAAGGUUCAGCUCAGGGAUUGUUCCAUCCCUCUCACUCCUGUCUGGUUCAGCCCACCAAUGCUGGAGAUGAUGGACAGUGUCCGUCCAGGCAAUCUUGAUCAGAAGGAGCCCAGUACUUCUGCCAAGGGACCAACGGGGGUCAAGCGUCCUAGGAGCCCUUCUGCUCCAAAGAAGAGCUGUGGAAAUCAGAAGGUGAAGGUGGAGGAGUGGCCUGAACUUCCCAAGGAUGUUUCAGUGGAGGUGGGGGAUUGGCCUGGAGUGCCCAAGGCUGUGGCGGAGGUCCCUGUGGAGCGUCCCCGCAGACGCAUUGUCUUCAAGAAGAGGCGUACUUCUCAGCAGGGUGCAGCUGCAGAUGUUGUGGAGGUGAUGAGUGGACCAUCACCUGUGACCAUUGAAGACUAUCCCCCUCUGCACAGCUCCCCAGACCUCAUCCAAAGUAAGGUCGCUGCGAAUGUUUAUACUUUGCCGGUAACGUUUGAUGCUGGGUCUGUUAGUUCAUGUGAAGAGGAGAUCAUAGUGGUCUCUGAUACAGACAGUGAGGGUUCCAUUUCUUUUGGGUGGACUGAUACUUUGCCAUUACCGGAAGGUUCAGGGUCUGUUGGGGCAGGUGUAGAUGAGGGCACAGUGAUCUCUGAUACAGACAGAUUCAGAGGGACACAGAAGUUGUUUGAGAUUGCUGGUGUUCGUGUCACUGUGAAAGUAGAUGGUGGUGCGAGCCAGUCAUCUUCAGGGAAGAUUGGUGCAAAGCGCAAGGCUACUACAAUGCCUACUC